GUAGCCAUUUGUAUUACUACUCACAUCAUAGUCUCUCUCUAGAAAUAUCUCACCACAUAGGUAGAGUGUAAUAGAGAAAGAAAUAAGCACAGCACAGUAGAUCAUCAACAGAGUUGAAUUGGAGAAGAGGAAUCAUUAACUAAAACAAUCCCCCUCGAUCCAUCUCCCUCAGAUACAUACAUAUACACAUCAAUCUGCAGAGAAAAUCGCAAAAAAAACAAUGAGCCCAGAAGAGUCGUUAAGAUCUCUCUCUCUAGACUACCUGAACCUCUUGAUCAACGGCCAGGCCUUCAGCGACGUCACCUUCAGCGUCGAGGGGCGUAUGGUCCACGCGCACCGUUGCAUUCUGGCCGCCCGGAGCCUCUUCUUCCGCAAGUUCUUCUGCGGGCCCGAUUCCCAGGACCCGCUCCGGAUGGGCCCCGGCCCAGCCUCUCCGCGCGGCCCUGGGCCUGCUGUCAUACCGGUGAACUCCGUCGGGUAUGAGGUUUUCCUCCUCAUGCUUCAGUUCUUGUACAGCGGCCAGGUCUCGAUUGUACCUCAGAAACACGAGCCGCGCCCCAAUUGCGGCGAGCGCGCCUGCUGGCACACGCAUUGCACUUCCGCCGUCGAUCUCGCUCUCGACACCCUCGCCGCCGCUAGAUCUUUCGGCGUCGAGCAGCUCGCUUUGCUUACCCAGAAACAAUUGGCUAGCAUGGUGGAGAAGGCCUCGAUUGAGGAUGUCAUGAAGGUCCUAAUCGCUUCUAGAAAGCAAGAAAUGCACCAGCUAUGGACCACCUGCUCCCACCUCGUCGGCAAAUCCGGCCUCCCACCGGAGGUCCUGGCGAAGCACCUCCCCAUCGACGUGGUAGCCAAGAUCGAGGAGCUCCGGCCCAAAUCCUCGCUGGCGCGGCGCUCCCUAAUGCCGCACCAGCACCAGCACCACCAGCACGAGCUCGGGGAGCACCUCGACGACCAGAAGAUCCGCCGCAUGCGCCGCGCGCUCGACUCGUCCGACGUGGAGCUCGUGAAGCUGAUGGUGAUGGGAGAAGGCCUCAAUCUGGACGAGGCAUUGGCCUUGCACUACGCGGUCGAGAAUUGCAGCCGCGAGGUCGUCAAGGCGUUACUGGAGCUCGGCGCUGCCGAUGUCAAUUACCCGGCGGGGCCCGCCGGGAAGACGCCGCUGCACGUGGCAGCCGACAUGGUGUCGCCGGACAUGGUGGCUGUGCUGCUGGACCAUCACGCCGACCCCAAUGUGAGGACAGUCGACGGGAUCACUCCCCUCGACGUCCUCAGAACCCUAACAUCGGAUUUUCUCUUCAAGGGGGCCGUCCCGGGGCUCACGCACAUCGAGCCGAACAAGCUCAGGCUGUGCCUGGAGCUUGUUCAGUCGGCCGCGAUGGUCAUGUCGCGGGAGGAGGGGAAUGUGGAGGCCGGGACGGGGGCGUCGGCCUCCAUAUACCCUCCCAUGAGUGGGCGUGAUCAGAAUCUUGAUUCGAGAAUGGUGUAUUUGAAGAUGAGUGAAGGGGAGGAGACAAGCAGCCAUGGAAGCCAAAGGGAAGCAGCUAUCAAUAGACAUGAUGCUUCAAUGUAUCAGCAUCAGCAUCAGCAUCAGUACUGAAAACAAUCCUAUUUCUCUCACUUGGGGUAUGUAUGCUCUUGUCUUUUGUUUCCAAUAUAUGACUAAUUAGUUGAAUGAAAUCAAUUGCUUUCUCUUUCUCAUUUCAUGGGAUGAGGUUUUAGUUGAGUAGAAAUGUGGAUUUUGUCUGCCGUGUCUGUCACUUCUGUUUUUUAUUUUCUUUGAUGAAUUGGAUUUAGGCAUUAACAUGAUAUACAAUGAUAAGAAGUUGAGAGAUGGGGACAAGUUCAGUACCAGUAUCCAAGUUCUUUGCUGUGAUGGAUGGAGGACACAGGUCAAUCUUUUCAAUCUGUCAAUCCAUUUUGUUUCAUGGCUACAUUUUCAAUCAAAUAAAUUUAAUUAAAUAAUAUACACACAUUAUCUA
Molecule: messenger RNA, 1979 nt
Organism: Salvia splendens (bonfire salvia)
Lineage: Eukaryota; Viridiplantae; Streptophyta; Magnoliopsida; Lamiales; Lamiaceae
Product: regulatory protein NPR5
Exons: 2
Coding region: 221-1597 (458 amino acids)
Biological process (GO): plant organ development; induced systemic resistance, jasmonic acid mediated signaling pathway; regulation of DNA-templated transcription
Cellular component (GO): nucleus
Molecular function (GO): transcription cis-regulatory region binding; protein binding
Source: RefSeq, a predicted model, not a curated record